Platichthys flesus (European flounder) is the source of this 955-nucleotide messenger RNA. RefSeq names its product proteasome 20S subunit alpha 3 (gene psma3). Lineage: Eukaryota; Metazoa; Chordata; Actinopteri; Pleuronectiformes; Pleuronectidae. The transcript is spliced from 11 exons. Gene Ontology annotation, cellular component: proteasome core complex, alpha-subunit complex; synapse; nucleus. The record is from RefSeq and is a predicted model, not a curated record. Bases 84 to 851 code for a protein of 255 amino acids. Gene Ontology annotation, biological process: ubiquitin-dependent protein catabolic process.
GCAGCAGUGUCGGUGACGUCAGUGAAAACGCGCAUGCGCAGCAGCAGAAAGCUCCAGUAAAGACUCCGACUCAUCGUGUGAAGAUGAGCUCCAUCGGCACCGGGUACGACCUGUCGGCCUCCACCUUCUCUCCAGAUGGUCGAGUGUUCCAGGUGGAAUAUGCGAUGAAGGCCGUGGAGAACAGCAGCACGGCCAUAGGUAUCCGCUGUAAGGAUGGUGUUGUGUUCGCAGUGGAGAAGCUUGUUCUGUCCAAACUGUACGAACAGGGAGCCAACAAACGCAUCUUCAACAUCGACAGACACGUGGGCAUGGCUGUAGCUGGCCUGUUGGCUGACGCUCGCUCGCUGGCUGAAGUCUCCAGAGAAGAGGCCUCCAGCUUCAGAUCAAACUACGGACACGACAUUCCCCUGAAGCACCUGUCUGAGAGAGUGGCCAUGUACGUGCACGCCUACACACUGUACAGCGCCGUCAGGCCGUUCGGCUGCAGUUUCAUCCUUGGCUCCUACAACAAAGACGACGGUCCCCAGCUCUACAUGGUCGACCCGUCAGGCAUCUCAUACGGUUACUGGGGCUGCGCCAUCGGAAAAGCAAAACAAGCCGCCAAGACAGAGAUUGAAAAACUGCAGAUGAAGGAGAUGACGUGCAGAGAACUGGUCAAGGAGGUCGCCAAGAUAAUCUACAUCGUUCAUGACGAAGUGAAGGACAAAUCGUUUGAGCUGGAGCUCAGCUGGGUCGGAGAAGUCACAAAUGGACGACACGAGCUGGUACCUAAAGAUGUUCGAGAGGAAGCAGAGAAAUACGCCAAGGAUUCUUUAGAGGAGGACGACGACUCUGAUGAAGACAACAUGUAGACCCGUCCCCCUGCGUCCCCGCCCACAUCUCGGACUCUGCCCUCAAUCUUUUAUAUUGUUCACUUUUGAUUUGAGAAAAUAAAUAAAGUUUGAAAACAGUUGAA